AUGGUCUGUUCUGGAAGUUCAUGGCAUUCUGCCACCUCGGUCCACCUUCUACUUGUGGUGUCAAUUUUCAUUAUAAUGAUGGUAGAAUCCAGAGAAGCCGGGGUCAGAGCAGCUCCUCAAGAGUUAUUAAUCUAUGAAACGGCAGAGAAUAGAAAAAAUUGUGACCAGAGACGUGUAACAAUGAACAAGGAACAAUAUAAUGGAAACUUCACAGACCCCUCUUCAAUGAAUGAAAAGAAGAAGAGGGAUUGGGAAGAAAGGCAGAAUAUUGUCCUGUGGAGACAGCCACUAAUUCAGUAUUUUUCUCUGGAAACCCUAGAAAUCUUGAAGGAAUGGACCUCAAAAAUAUGGCAUCAUCAGAAUAUUGUGGUCUCUUGUUUACUGCUGCUUGCUGUGCUUAUAGCUAUGUAUUAUCUUGAAGGAGCACAUCAACAGUAUGUGCAACGUAUAGAGAAACAGUUUCUUUUGUAUGCCUACUGGAUAGGCUUAAGAAUUUUGUCUUCUGACGGGCUUGGAACAAGGCUGCACACCUUUCUGCUUUAUCUGGGUCCACAUAUAGCUUCAGUUACAUUAGCUGCUUAUGAGUGCAAUUCAGUUAAUUUCCCUGAACCGCCCUAUCCGGAUCAGAUUAUUUGUCCAGAUGAAGAGGGCAUUGAAGGAUCUGUUUCUUUGUGGAGCAUCAUCUCAAAAGUUAUGUGGGGUGUUGGUACAGCGAUCAGAGAGCUGCCUCCAUAUUUCAUGGCCAGAGCAGCUCGACUCUCAGGUGCAGAACCAGAUGAUGAAGAGUAUUAGGAAUUCGAAGAGAUGCUGGAACAUGCAGAGGCUGCACAGGACUUUGCCUCCCGGGCUAAGUUGGCAGUUCAAAACCUAGUACAGAAGAUUGGAUUUUUUGGAAUUUUGGCCUGUGCUUCAAGUCCAAAUCCUCUGUUUGAUCUGGCUGGAAUAACAUGUGGACACUUUCUUGUACCUUUUUGGACUUUCUUUGGUGCAACCUUGAUUGGAAAAGCAAUAAUUAAAAUGCAUAUUCAGAAAAUCUUUGUUAUAAGAACGUUCAGCAAACACAUAGUGGAACAGAUGGUGGCUUUCAUUACUGCUGUCCCCGGCAUAGGUUCAUCUCUGCAGAAGUCAUUCCAGGAAUACCUGGAGGCCCAGCGACAGAAGCUUCACCACCGGAGUGAAAUGGGCACGCCUCAGGGAGAAAACUGGUUGUUCUGGAUGUUUGAGAAGUUGGUCAUUGCAAUGGUGUGUUACUUCAUCCUGUCCAUCAUUAACUCCAUGGCACAGAGUUAUGCCAAAACAAUCCAGCAGCGGUUUAACUCAGAGGAGAAAACUAAAUAAGCAGGAAAAGUUUU
Molecule: messenger RNA, 1352 nt
Organism: Molossus molossus (Pallas's mastiff bat)
Lineage: Eukaryota; Metazoa; Chordata; Mammalia; Chiroptera; Molossidae
Product: vacuole membrane protein 1-like
Source: RefSeq, a predicted model, not a curated record